AUGUGUGGGAUUUUCUUUUCGCUGAGCUCAUCAAAGACCACGCCAUCAACACAUGAGACCUGCACUCUGCUCCAAAAGCGAGGACCAGACAGCUACAAAACUCAUACGGCGCAAAAAGAUAUCAACGCACAGGAUGGAGUGUCUCCGCCCCUUUCCUAUUAUCUCACCUUCACAUCCACGGUGCUUUCAUUGAGAGGUGACCAUGUGUAUACACAGCCACUCGUAGACCCCACAACCCAGUCUGUGCUCUGCUGGAACGGAGAAGCCUGGAAGGUCAAUGGGGAGCGCGUCCAAGGCAAUGAUACUGAACGCGUUUUCAACUUAUUUCUACAGGCAGUGGAUGGUGAUCAGAAGGAUUCUGUUGAAAGAAUGGCUGAAGCCAUUGCAAGUAUCUCUGGGCCAUUUGCCUUUGUCUUCUAUGAUGCGGUCAACUCAAGACUCUUCUACAGCAGGGACUGUCUUGGGAGGCGAUCUCUCCUUGAGGGAUUCGAUGAAAAUGGGAAUUUGAAGAUUUGCAGCAUUUGUGACAGUGCAUCGGUAGAUUGCUUCAAGGAAGUGGGCACCGAGGGCGUUUGUACGAUUGACGUAGCUCGCUAUCAAAAUCCCUCUUUAUCUCCCAGAGAAUUGUGCCAAAUCGAGAUCUUGCCAUGGAGCUCUGCUGCUUCACCGCCAGCUGAUCACAUUAGAAAAUUAAUUCCACCCAUGAACACAUCACUACCAACAGAGCAGCCUCCUGCAUUGACAACAGACUCAGUAUUCGUCAAGGAGCUCGAGUCAAAACUGCGUCAAUCACUCGAAUUGAGAAUACAGAACAUCCCCGAGCCUCCAGGCUACAUUGCAGGCCAAACUGCCAAAACAGCCGUUCUCUUCUCCGGCGGUUUAGACUGCACACUUCUGGCCAGACUCUCUCAUGACAUUCUCCCCCUCGACGAACCAAUCGACCUUCUCAACGUAGCAUUCGAAAACCCGCGAGUGGCAGCAGCUGCAAAAGCCAACCAACAAAAGUCCCCCUCCUCACCAGCACCCCUCUCAAUAUACGAAAACUGCCCAGACCGAAUAACCGGCCGGUCCGCGCACACCGAGCUCCAAACAACCUGUCCAGGCCGCACAUGGCGCUUCAUCGCCAUCGACAUCCCCUACACAGAAACACUCGCCCACCGGGACCAAGUUAAGCGCCUAAUGAGACCCCACAACACCGAAAUGGACAUGUCCAUCGCAUGCGCCUUGUACUUCGCAUCCCGCGGCCAAGGCACAGCCCAAACAAACCCCUCAGCCCCACUCCCAACCCCAGAGUCUCCAUCACCCAUCUACACAACCUCCUCCCGCGUCCUCCUCUCCGGCCUGGGCGCCGACGAGCUCUUCGCCGGCUACGGCCGACACAGCGUCGCCUUCAACCGAGGCGGAUUCAAAGAGCUGAUCGCCGAGAUCGAUCUCGAUGUCAGUCGGCUCGGCUCGCGAAAUCUCGGCCGUGACGACCGCGUCCUCUCCCACUGGGGCCGCGAGACGCGGUUCCCCUUCCUGGACGAGGAGUUCGUGGCUUGGGUGCUGCGGGCUCCUGUGUGGGAGAAGUGCGGGUUCGGGCUUCCGGAGAUCGACGCUACGGCCGGCAUUGAUUGUGAGAAGUUGGCGCUGCGACUUGUUGCUCUGCGACUGGGCUUGGCGAAGGUUUCUCGUGAGAAGAAGAGGGCUAUUCAGUUUGGCGCGCGGACGGCUAAGAUGGAGACGGGGAGGUCGAGAGGUACGGAUGCUUUGAGCUGA
Penicillium samsonianum is the source of this 1758-nucleotide messenger RNA. Its product is annotated as asparagine synthetase domain-containing protein. The transcript has 2 exons. Gene Ontology annotation, molecular function: asparagine synthase (glutamine-hydrolyzing) activity. Bases 1 to 1758 code for a protein of 585 amino acids. The record is from RefSeq and is a predicted model, not a curated record. Lineage: Eukaryota; Fungi; Ascomycota; Eurotiomycetes; Eurotiales; Aspergillaceae.